Messenger RNA from Python bivittatus (Burmese python), 537 nucleotides. Lineage: Eukaryota; Metazoa; Chordata; Lepidosauria; Squamata; Pythonidae. The record is from RefSeq and is a predicted model, not a curated record.
GGUGAAAAAGGACCCCAAGGUUUACCUGGUUUAAUGGGUGAGAGAGGAGAAAAGGGUUCCCUUGGUGCACCUGGCACCCCAGGAAGGGAUGGUGCCAAAGGAGAAACUGGAGAACCUGGUCUUCCUGGACCAUCUGGUCUUCCUGGACCAUCUGGCCCAAAGGGAGAAGAAGGGCGUCCUGGUUCACCAGGUCGUCAAGGUUAUGUUGGUGCACCUGUAAGGGAAAGAGGAGAAAAAGGGCCCCGAGGAGACAAGGGAGAACGUGGCCUUGACGGUUUUCCUGGGAAGCCUGGCUUGGAUGGGAAACAGGGUGCCAAAGGAAGUUCAGGUCAACCAGGACUUAUAGGACCACAAGGAGAGAAGGGUGAAAUCGGGGCUCCUGGGAAACCGGGCUCACACGUGCAGAUUGAAGGCUUGAAAGGAGAGCAAGGAGCUCCUGGCCCACGGGGACCAAUGGGGCCUCCAGGAGCUCCAGGUAGCCCAGGACCACCUGGACUAGAAGGCAAGGUGGGACCUCCGGGUCUACAAGGUCUACGG